AUGACUCCUCUGGCGCCUGUUAAGGCGGCCACUGACCACGACCUUUGCCGUGGCCAUGCCUCUCCAGUCGUCAGUCGCUCUUUCACAUCGCCGUCACCGAUGGCGAGUGAACAAGUUCGAAAACGACAGAUUAAACAAGACAUCUCGCAAAACCAUCACCGUGCAGAAAAGCGGAAGGCAAGAAGUACCCGUGCCGUCGCUCCCAAAUUUCCCCCAGCUUUUUACGACGACUUAUCCGAGAUACCCUUAACACUCAACAUCCUGCGAGAAUUAGAUCAGAGGAACGACGCGCGCGCAAAGACGGAAAAACGAACCAACCCCAUCGGUUCACUGCCCAAGGAUCUUUCUCGAUUCUCAAGACGCGGUGGCCCAGAUCUGCAGCACCUUAGAGAGUUUUCGAGCAAGACACGAAACCCUUCGAUAAUGGAAAAUACUAGUUCCAGCUCCCGAAGUCGACGGACGCUAUCAACGAGAGCGACAAGUGUUACUUCUAGAAGCGGCUCAACGCGGUACGGGAAGGAGUUUGAUCAACACCUUCGUGACCACGGUGUAUAUGUGAACAACCGUAAAUCGAAACCGUUGAACACAGAGGAAACAAAGAUGAGAUUGGAACAGAGCCGCGCGUCCUUGUCGCCGUCACAAUUCUCAGAGCAACAGUUUAAGGCAUUUCAAAGGAAGAAUGAAGAUGCUGUGUUUAAAUCUGAUGUCAUGGCUGAUGUCAUUCCCUUUAUCUGUGGAGAUUAUCCCAUUCCCAGCAAACAGAAUGUCCUCUUCACCGAGCUUAAACCUCCCAUUAAUGGCAACGCCGUGAGACCAAAGCCAGAUCAUUUUGACGGCGCUGAUCUUGCGGACCUUUAUAUGGAGGUACGAAAUGACGAGGAAGUUAGGCAAAGAGUUAUCCCUACAAAGCACCCCGGUGUUCCAGUGGCGGCCAACUUCUUCAUAGAGGCCAAGGGACCUGACGGAAAUGCAUCAGUUGCACAGAGGCAGGCAUGCUACGACGGAGCGUACGGUGCCCGUGCCAUGCACACGUUGCAGAAUUAUGGGAAAUCCCAAGCGGAAUAUGAUAGAAAUGCUUAUACCUAUAGCUCAAUCUAUCAUCCUGCUACUGGCACCCUUCAACUGUACGCACAUCAUAUUACAGCUCCUGCUAAUACUGGAGGACGGGCAGAGUACCACAUGACCAAACUAUGUGGCUUUGAUUUGACAAACAAUCGCGCGACUUUUGUCGAAGGGGCCACGUUUUUUAGAAAUGCAAGGCUGUUGGCCAAAGAACAUCGCGACCGGGCCAUCCAGGUUGCAAACGGAGAAGCUGCCGAAGUUAAGGAUCGAAGUGACAAUUAA
Metarhizium acridum CQMa 102 is the source of this 1344-nucleotide messenger RNA. RefSeq lists its product as uncharacterized. The record is from RefSeq and is a predicted model, not a curated record. NCBI's taxonomy places the organism in Eukaryota, Fungi, Ascomycota, Sordariomycetes, Hypocreales, Clavicipitaceae.